This is a messenger RNA of Penicillium olsonii, 843 nucleotides long. The record is from the annotation of a GenBank genome assembly. NCBI's taxonomy places the organism in Eukaryota, Fungi, Ascomycota, Eurotiomycetes, Eurotiales, Aspergillaceae.
AUGUCGCGCCCUGAGGAUAUUCUUCCUCCGGAUUUGUUCUACAAUGACAAUGAAUCGCGCAAGUAUACCAAGUCGUCGCGAAUUCGCAACAUCCAGGCGAACAUGACCGAUCGUGCCCUGGAACUCCUCGACUUGAAAUCCCCGUCGCUGAUCCUCGACCUGGGAUGUGGCUCUGGUCUCUCCGGUGAGAUGCUCUCCGAAGUGCCCCCCGACCAAGGUGGCCCGCACACGUGGAUUGGCAUGGACAUCUCACCCAGUAUGUUGGAUGUGGCCCUCCAGCGGGAGGUGGACGGGGAUCUGUUCCUCGCCGACAUUGGGCAAGGCGUCCCGUUCCGUCCCGGUUCGUUCGAUGCCGCUAUCAGCAUUAGUGCCAUCCAAUGGCUGUGUAAUGCGGAAACCAGUGAUGUGACCGCCGAAGGUCGUCUACGUCGCUUUUUCGAGGGUCUCUAUGCAAGUCUCCGCCGCGGUGGCCGUGCGGUCUGUCAGUUCUACCCGAAAAAUGAUACCCAGCGGAGCAUGAUCAGUGGAGCCGCAAUCAAGGCUGGCUUUGGCGCCGGUAUCCUCGAGGAUGAUCCAGGCACCAAGAGCAGCAAGUUGUAUUUGGUUCUGACCGUUGGUGGUGGUGGGCUUCCAGGUGACAUCACCGGUGUUGUGAAUGGCAUGGACGACGUCAGUGUAUUGGAUGCGCGACGAAAGGCCCAGGAGAUCAACAAUGCCCGGGGACCCCCUCGCAAGGGUGACAAGGCGUGGAUUUUGAACAAGAAGGAGCAGAUGGCCAAGAAGGGCAAGGUCGUCAAGUCGAACUCGAAGUUCACCGGCCGUAAGCGCCGCAUCGCUUUCUGA